Molecule: messenger RNA, 2694 nt
Organism: Phytomonas sp. Hart1
Lineage: Eukaryota; Euglenozoa; Kinetoplastea; Trypanosomatida; Trypanosomatidae
Source: the annotation of a GenBank genome assembly
AUGGAUAUUACUUCCUUCGUACCUUUGCAGAGUUCCAAUGUGUCAGCAACCUCUGUGGUUGAAACGGUCCAUCGUUUACUGACGCGCUCACACUCGGAAAGGGAGUUAAAUCAUGUGCCGUGUGAGCCAACGUCGAGUGGUGGCUUCGAGUCUGAAAGUCAUUCUCUUCCUGCUCCCGUCGGCUCUUCUUUUAAUGAGAAAAGGCAGCCUGAGUUGACUUCCAGCAAAGCUCACGAUGGUAAAAGUGCGGGGGGCGGCGCAAAUCAUUCGACCUCUUCUAGCUCAGUGUUACCGUCAUCAGGGAAGAAUCCUGAUUCCUCUUCCCGAAAAGUUGGCCGUUUCACUAGUAAAAGGGUACGCCUCCCUGCCACUGUAGAGGAUCUCGUAUCGUCGUACGAGGUUCUUUAUGAGCAACAUGAGGCACAAAAAGCGCUACUGGAUACCCUUUACAAGGAGGUGGGCCGCCUCGCGGAAAACGACUCUCCCCCCGCGAGAAUGUCCCUUAGAAACGUGCGGCGCAUCGGUUCGAGAUCCCCGGAGGUCGCGGCCGGGGCUCCGCUUGUGAACGCGACUCCCGCGAUCGGGUGUGCGCUUUCUGUGGAGCAAACUCCUGCCGUCCAUAGUGCGGGCAGCGACGAUCCCGUGGUGGGUGGGGUGGUCUUUGGACGGGUUGUUCCCAUUAAAGAGGUAUCGACUAGCAGCGUCAAGGGCAAUGUUGUGGAAGCCGCUGUUGUACUGCCUAGGGAGCAACCGAAGCCGUUGGAGGCCUCAAAUGGUAGGUUCGCUUCUUCGCAAGGCGGCGAAGGCUGCGUCAGUGCGAACUCUACGUCGGAAGGGUCUGAAAAGGUAAAUGUGAUGCUCCAAGCAAAGGUUCUGGCAAUGGAGGCUGCCCAGCAUCUCCUUGCUUCCACACAAAUUCAGGUGCAGCAACAGGUACAGGAACGACAUCGGUUAGAGGAAGAUCUUAUUGAAGCACGCGAACAACUUCACAUGAUACAGGAGGAAAAUGCUGCGCUUCGUUCCGCAUUCCAAUCCCAGCAAAUUGAUGGUAAUGGCUUGGCUAGUUUAGGAGUGGAAGAAGCGCAGCAUCUUAUGACUCUUUUGCAGUCAUCUGCAUCGUCUGCGCAUACUUUAAAGGAUGAACUAAAGUUAAUGAAAGAAACCAUAGACUGUGUGGAAUAUCGCGAAAGCCAGCUUAAAGUACAGUUAGAAACUCUUCAGACGCAGAACGCUUUUUUUAAUGAAAAGAGUAUGCAAUUAGAGGGCCAGCUGCAUCGUCUUCUCUCUCGCGACUUCAUGUGUGAAAUAAAUCAAAUACCUUUGCCAUCUUCGGUCAGGCCUAACCAAGGUGGUGCCAACAUGUCGAUUGGUGUAGGUGGGAACGGAUGGGGUCAGCCAAGCCCCGGUACUGUGCCCCAAUUAACCCCUUUAGAACGGUAUAAUACGGAGACCCUCCAAAGACAAAUCAACGAACUGCGAACGAUUGUAGAUCGACUCCAGCAGAGCAAUACAAAGCACGAGGCGACACGGACCAAUAUGGAAUCCCAUCUUCGCGCGCUUACCAAGGAGAACGGCACAUUAAAGCAGAACCUUUUGGAGUACCGCAGUAAGCUUAACAAUAUGGAAUUGAACCUCGAGAAUGACGAAUCGCUUAGGACUUAUGAGGAACGCUGCCGUAGCGCCGAAAAGGAAGCGUUACGCCUGCGACAAGUGCUUAACGAGCGUAAAGGGAAAUAUGACAGUCAGGUGUGCGAGCUCAAGAGGCGGAUUGACCGACUGGAGGUCCGGGAUGGACUUUACGGGCGGGCCACCACUCGCCUCCUGACGCAGAACGUCUCGGCAACCAUCCAACGGCUGGCAGAUGACGAGUUAAGCCGGCAGGCCGGGAGGAGGGAGACAUCCCCAAGGGCUCCGGAGGGUCGCGAGGGGAUGGGCCCGGCAAAGGAGGUGGUGAGGGAGACGUCUUCAAUGGCCCCAGAUGCGCCGUCGACCCUUGCGCGGGAAUCCGUCCCACAGUCUUCCCCCGCGACGGCGGGGAACCGGGCGGAGAUCCGCCGCUUGGAGCAGCUCAACCGGGAGCUGCGGCAGGCCCUGGCGCGCUCGCAGGAGGAACUUCAAACGAAGGCUCGCCUGCUUGACCGGGCGCACCGUACCGCCUCCAACAAUUCACUGGGCGGCAACACCUCGUACCGGGCGCUUUCGCUGCGCCAGGAUCCCUCAACUCUCAUUGAGCUCUGCAGCGUCGGCGACGCCAGCCUAAACGAGGCGCCGCGGCGGGAUGCGUCGGUGAGGUGCGAGCUUACCCAUCAGGGCUGCGCGGACCUUUCUCUCGAAGAGGCCUCACACAUGCUCACCGAGAUCGAACAGCGCUAUAAUCCAGAGCGUCUCGACUCCUUUGAGGCGGUGAAGCUCGAGAACUCGGCGCUGCUGCUGCGCUUGUCGAUCUUACAGCAAGAAAAAUGGACUUCUGCAUCACAGAUUGAAGCUCUCCAGUCCAACUGCGCCGCGCUGCGCGAGGAUCUCCAGCGGGUUAUGAGUUCUAAAAAAGGCCUGCCUCAGGCGGAAGCAGCAGUAGGGCCGCUACGUGGUCUCCAGAGCCUUUUACAGACGACCCUUUCGGAAAAACUAAAGCUCGAGGAGACGAUAAAAAUAUUGCAGUCCCAAACACACUAUAGCCUUUCAAAUACUAAUUAG